Messenger RNA from Tetranychus urticae (two-spotted spider mite), 2408 nucleotides. RefSeq lists its product as uncharacterized. Gene Ontology annotation, molecular function: syntaxin binding. Lineage: Eukaryota; Metazoa; Arthropoda; Arachnida; Trombidiformes; Tetranychidae. The record is from RefSeq and is a predicted model, not a curated record.
UUUCUUUUUUUCCUUCGUCUUCAUCCAUUCAAAAUCCGUUCUCUUCUUCCUCUGCUUUCUUUCUGCAUUUUCCUCUUUCUACUUUUCUCUCUUUCUCCCUCUGCAUUUUAGAAACCGUACAUGUUACAUACAAAACACAUGGAUUGUAUUUGUUAUUGUCAUCCAUUCAUUUUUAACGUUGUAUUUACAGUUUGAUUAUAAUUAUAUAAUAAUUUACUAAUCACAUGAUUAUUGCCUAAUUAUUUAAAUUCACCAAUUAUUUACUUAUCAUGGAAGAAGGACAGGUUAAUUCUGCUGUUAAAAAGCCUUCAGAUUUGCAUUCAGACUUGGAAGCACAAAAAUUGAUUCUUUCUAAAUUGGAGGAUGAAUGUAAGAAAAAUUUCCUUGAUGACAAGUCUCUCAAUGAGACCCUCGGACAAUACAAAAAAGCAGCUCAUGAGUUAAAGAAUUCAAUAAACCAUUUCCUGGAUUCUAAGAGUGUAAAUGCUAAAUCUGUUGAUGGUGUGAAUAGGCCAAUAGAUGAAGAGCUUAAAGAAAAAAUUGACAUGUUAGAGGCUACGCUAAAAUCGUCCGGAAUCAUUAAGGAUGGACACAACGCUACCAAUGGAUCAACUAGUCAAGCUGCUGCAACUGGUACUGAUCAGGUUGCUGGGCAAAAUAGUGAUGACCAAACCAAAACAUCUCUUCGGCAAUCGCCACCAGUAUGCCCAAAGAAUGAUUCUCAACCUCAGAAUCAACAAACACAGAAUCAACCACAGCCAUUAACUCAAGUGAUGCCUCAGUCCCAACUGUCUGAUAAGAAAACAUCAAAGAGUAAAAAAGAAUCCAAUAAAAAGACUGCUAAAAGUGAACCCGAGCCUAAGAUCGGUCCUAUUCAACCUGAGUCAAAACCAGAACUUGAUAAAAAUAAUGUUACUGCUGAUAACCCAACGAAUAAAGAAACUAAAGAUUCAGAAAGCCUGUCACCUGAAAGGAAGCCUAAAACUACCUUAAAUAAGAAGUCUGCCCACAGAGAGAAGAGCACUAUCGACCAUAUUUUGAAAAAUCUCAACGGUGAAAAUAGCGAACAGAACCAACUCAAGCUGCUCUGUAAAAUGUACAUCGAUCUGAUACAAGAGAAUCGAGUUCUAGAUAAGGGUAUGAAACAACAUGUGAAAACCUGUGCUAGACUGAAUAAAGAGAAGGAACAACUUCAAUCAGAGAAUAAUCGCUUGAUUUUGGCCAAAAGCAGACUUGAAAGUUUAUGUCGAGAACUGCAAAAGCAUAACAAGGCAAUAAAAGAAGAGAGUUUACUGCGAGUUAAAGAAGAUGAGGAUAAACAUCGUACCAUGGCUGCCAAGUUUCAAGCAACUUUAAGUGAAAUAAUGAUUCUUGUUCAAGAAAGUCACCAGCGAAAUAAUACAUUGAGAGAAGAAAAUAUGCAAUACGAGAAAAAGUUACGGAUCUAUUUGGAACAUUAUGAUAAAUGGGAGAAAGAGAUCGAAAAAAUUUUAGCUUCAAAGGAUUUAGAAAUUCAAUUGACCAAGACUAAAUUAGCUGAAGCCAAUUUAACAUCUGAUCAUGAGAGAGAGAAAUUUAUUGAAGAGAAACAGCAAAUUUUGAAUAUGGUUUCCGAUCUGCAUAAAAAACACAGCGAAUCAGUGACCAAUGAAAAUCAUCUCAAGGCUCAACUCUCUCUUUAUAUCUCAAAAUAUGAUGAAUUUCAAGCAAUAUUAGCAAAAAGUAAUGAAAUGUUCAAUGGAUUCAAAAAAGACAUGGAAAAAAUGUCCAAACAAAUCAAAGACUUAGAGAGAGAAACAAUACGAUGGAAAAAGAAAUGUGAAGAAUCUGACAAAGCAUUGGCAAUAGCAAAUGAAGCGCGUAAAACCUCGAAUCAAAAGAUACAAAAGCUGGAAAACUUGUGCAGAGCUUUGCAGGCAGAGCGGAAUCAAUUAUCAGAACGCCUUGCAAAAUUUCAAUCCACGGAGAAAUCAGAGAACAAGAAACGCUCGGAAAAAAUUGAAUCAACAGAAAUCAGUGAUAAGCCCCUGGAUAACAUUGAAAAUGUCAAUCAAUCACCAAUUUGUGAUAAUGAAUCUACAAUCAUCAGUGAAUCAGAGUCUUCUCAAUCAUAGAGACGUUCAAUCUUCUCAAUCCAUUUUUACCAGAAGACAGAAGAGACUCAAACAUUUCUUAGCGCCUAUUAUAACUCUAGCCAUUAAAGAAAGGUGAAAACAAAAAUGGACGUUGGAAGGCUUCGUUUUUGAUUAUCAUUUUUCUUGUACUUAAUCGAUUUUAACAACACUGAUUGAAGAGCCUCGAAAAGCAAGGCUUAUAGUCAAACUUUGUCAAUUUGACAGAUCCCCAAAAAAUUAGCAUCGGAAACAGCCAUUAGCCUUUAAAUAAAUGAAAUCAAUUAAAAAAAUGAA